AUGGAUGCUCCUUUUGAUGGGGUCGUUGCUACUCAAGCUAUCCGUGCAAAGGGACCCACUGAAAAGCAACUCUUUGGUUACAAUCAACAAACAUUAUUAUCUGCCAUCAAUCAAGUUUUUGAUUACAUUAUUGAUGAGUUUCCGCAACCAUUCGUUAUGAUCCAGAUUGCCCGAGGAAGAUCCUCAGCAGAUACACUGCAAGACAUUCAUUAUAUCUUAGAUAAAUUAACUGAUUCUGGUUGUAAAUAUGAAAUCAAAACAGGUUAUCGAUCGUCCGAUUAUUUCAAGAUUCCAAAAGAUUCUGAACAAGAAUUUGUGUUUGUGAAUAUCGGCAUGUUUGCUCGAUUAACCAAUGUCCAUCAAAUGCUACCCGGAACAGCUUAUGCAGUAAAAAAAGCUGAUGAAUUUACCUUGUUUCAAGCAGCCUCCAUCAGUAAAGCAGUAGCAGCCAUAGCUGCUCUGCAACUAGUGGAACAAAACAAAAUAGAUUUAGAUGAAGAUGUGAAUACGUAUCUAAAAACUUGGAAAAUUAAAAACAGUUCCUUCACUGAAAAAAAACCGAUUACCUUACGGGGACUUCUUACACAUACGGCAGGCUUGACUGUUCCUGGAUUCAAUGGUUAUGCCCAAACAGAAGAAUUGCCUACCUUAAUUCAAAUCCUCAAUGGUGAAAAACCAGCUAAUUCACCAGCCGUUAUUUCAGACUUGGUCCCAGGCAGCGUUUGGCGUUACUCGGGUGGUGGUUAUGUUCUCAUGCAGCAAUUGCUCGAAGAUGUAACAGGUUCUGAAUUUCCUACGUUAAUGCAACGUUCAGUACUUUCUUCCAUUGGUAUGAAUCGUAGUACUUUCGAAUUGGCAUUGCCAUUUUUAUGGCCAGAGCAAGCUAGCAUUGGUCAUGAUUCAAGUGGCAAGAAAAUAUCUGGUAAUUGGCAUAGAUAUCCUGAAAGUGCAGCGGCUGGACUAUGGACUACACCAACAGACUUGGCCCGAUAUCUUAUUGCAAUACAAAAAUCUCUACGAGGGGGAUCGAAGCAAGUUCUUUCGAAACAGAUGACCGAAAAAAUGCUUACUAAACAUUUGGGUGAUUGGGGUUUAGGUCCUGCUUUGUAUGGUGAUAAUGAUUCGUUAGUUUUUGGUCACACUGGUGGUAAUGAAGGAUAUAGAUGUCUGUCGUUCUCUUAUGCUUAUUCAGGUGAAGGUGUCGUGAUUAUGACAAAUGGGAAUGAUGGAAUGGACUUGAUUAUGGAAAUAAAGGAACGUCGUGAAAAAGUAUUUGAUCCUGACCAUCGUCUUGAUGAACACAUUAAUAAAUAUUCAUCACCCAAUGAAGUUUGUUUAUUCAAUUAAAUUAAAUUUAUUCUUUUUUAAAGAGAAAAAAGAAUUUCUGAUUCUAAUUUUAACGAACAAAAACUAAUACGAGAAGAAUUACAAUCAUUUGUUGAUGCUUUAAGGCCUCCACUCAAAAAUUGAUCUCAGCCCAGAAACGUUAAAACGAGCUUAAAUUUGGAGCAUAUGUUGGGGCUGAAGUGGGAAGGCUGUGGUAAAAUUUCCAGCUCGAUAUAGUGACGUUUGACAGAGAUAUGAACCAAACAAGGGCCAAAAAUAGCACAAUUGGCAAACAAGAUUUCUCUGUCCGAGCUCUUUCAAUAUAUUUAAUUUUUUUUUGUUUGAAAGAGCAUCUCAAGAUUCAGGGCACCAAGGGGUUCUUUUUUUUUGUAAAUACUUACUUUUCAAGCGAAAAAAGGGCAUCACAAAUUACAUGACUCCAAAAGAUCACAAAAAUUGGCUAUUUUUGUAUAGACAUAUUUUCUUAUACAAUAAUAAAAAGGGUUAUUUCAAAAAAAGGACCUUUUGGUGCCCUGCAUCUGAAUAUGCUCUUUCAAAGAAAAAAAAUUUAAAUAUAUUGAAAGAGCCCGGACAGAGAAAUCUUGCUUGCGCGUUUGAGAAAAUAUGAACUGAGAAAAAGGGAAAAACAUUUUUUGGAAAAACAUUUUACGAUAUUUUAGCAUUUGUAGGCACUUUUUCGGUAGAUUUGAAUAGAAUAAUUACCAACUGUCCUAUAUCUUUUAGAGCUAUGCACAAAUAGCCUUCUUUUGGCGCUUGUUGAGCUUCACUAAAUAAAUAAUUUUAUUACGCAGGACAAAAGCAUAAUGGGCUUACUCGAAAAUGUUCUAAUAAAAUUAACUAUGAGCUAUCUCAGCCCUCUUUUUAUUGUAACAAUUGGCGGAUUGUUAUGAUAUAUGUCGAUCACAUUAGAUCACGUCGCUUUUGAUGUUUUUUUAUCUUUCUCUUCUUUAUUCUUUGUUCUUCUAUGCUCAUUUUUUUCUGAUAUUGGGCAGUCUCCUAAACAUUGUUAGAUGGUGACGUCAUUUGCACUUUAUCCAUUUUUUUCGGUCAUUAUUCUGACGUCAUCGUUUGUACAUCAUCUUUUUCUUUUCUGUCCUUACCACGACGUCCUGUAUAUGUAUUCCAUCUAUAUCUUCUUUCGUUCUGUUGUCAUACUUGAGUGCAUAUAUAUAUUUAUAUACGUGUUGGUUUUAAGAAUAGUUCAGUAUAUUGUAAACGCGAUAAGAUAAUACUUCUCUCUGACUAAAAACUAGUUAGUGGUCAACUGCCUUUAUAACAUAUACAGAGAGGCAUGCCAGUUUGUUGCUCACUCUAUGUUUGUGUGUGGCGUGGGUGUGUGUGGGUGUGGGUGUGGGCGGGUGUGGGUGUAGUUGUGUGUGUUGCUGUGGCUGUGGCUAUGGGUCCUUCUUAUCUGUUCGUUCACUUCGAAACCCACACCCAAACCCACACACAC
Molecule: messenger RNA, 2800 nt
Organism: Rotaria sp. Silwood2
Lineage: Eukaryota; Metazoa; Rotifera; Eurotatoria; Philodinida; Philodinidae
Source: the annotation of a GenBank genome assembly